CGUGCUUGCUGUGGUAUGAGGCAUGAGUCCAGAGUCUUUCUGCGUGCUUGCUGUGGUAUGAGGCAUGGGUCCAGGAGUCUUUCUGCGUGCUUUCCUUACCAGUUUCUCCAGUGCACGAUGAAGGCCAUGCAGAGCGUCAUCGUUGCCCUGGUGCUGGCCUCCCUGACCUCAGCCUUCAACCUCGAGCCGCGGGAGUCGAUCAUUCUCAGCGACACGGCGAGAGGUCAAGUUCCAGGCGGUCGAGAGUCUUACUUCGGGUUCUCAGUCGCUCUCCACUACCUCGCCAGGGAGAACGAGGCUUGGCUAGCGGUGGGAGCUCCAAGGGCGAAUUCCUCGUACUAUAACCCAGACCACAUCACAGAACCCGGAGCCAUCUACAAGUGCAACCUGAGGAGUCAAGAAUGCGAGGAGCUCUUCAUUGACGAUGAAGGAAACACCGGAGCGCGAGCACCGUCCAGCGAAUUUCGUUACAUGGACCUGAAGAACGGUGGGUGGCUCGGUGGGGCUUUGGACUCGCAGCCGACUUACCAAGCUGGUCGUCAAAGUCUUGGGGUGUGCGCGCCGAGGUGGAAGAACCAGCUGUACCAAGGAACUUACCUCAUGAAUGGGGCUUGUUAUUGGCUCAAUUCGUCCCUCCCGAACGAGCCUGCGCAUAAGAAGUUGCCGCUCAUUCAGUUCAGUAAGCAGACGUUCCCAAUCGGUGGGAGGAGGCUGUUUUUCUAUUCCCACGGAGGCGCUGGGCUCUCCGUUCACUUCAGCGAUAAUCCGACGGAGAUGAUAGUGGGUGCCCCCGGGGUCUUCAACUGGCAGGGAACCGUCAUCCGUUUCAAGGACGCGGGUCUUCCUCCCAUUGGCGAAAUCUCCCGCCGCCGUCGCCGCCGUCGUCAGACACUUGUUUCAGAGCACCAGAUGUUUUCGAGUCAGUUUGUGCCGAACCCAUACUACACGUCGUCCAUCAAGGACUUUGACCUCUUGGGCUACUCCGUGACGUCCGGGCACUUCUUGUCACCCGACGAGAUCCACUACGCAGCGGGGGCUACACGCGGAGGCAACUCCCUCGGGAAGGUGCUUCUGUUCUCCUUCCCUCCCGUGGAAGAGAUGCGUCUGUAUGUGAUCUACGAGUGGGUGGGGACGCAGAUCGGAGAGAACUUCGGGGCGUCCCUGGUGUCCGCCGAUGUCAAUGGGGAUGGCCUCAGUGACCUGGUGGUUGGCGCUCCCAUGUUCUUCACGGCCGACGCCUCUGACAUGGGGAAGGUCGUGGUGUAUGAAACUUCCGUACAACAAGGCGAAACCACAAUAGAAAAAUCUGAGAGACGUUACCACGGAAGUGCCAAAGCUGGAGCGAGAUUUGGCACUACACUGGCUGCUUGCGGUGACCUCAACCAAGAUGGGUUCCAAGACAUAGCGGUGGGCGCCCCAUGGGAAGACGGCCACGGAGCUGUCUAUAUCUACCUCGGUUCUCCACAGGGUCUGAGGUCGAGGUUCUCCCAACACCUCCUGCCGCAGGACUUCUCUGCGCCUUUCUCGGGCUUCGGCAUGUCCAUCUCCAGAGGCAUCGAUAUAGACCAAAACGGAUAUCCUGACCUGGCCAUCGGUAGCUUCCUCUCCGGACACGCUGUGGUGUUGAGAAGUCGUCCUGUGGUGGACGUGAGGGCGACUGUUUCCUCGAGACCUACAAGUGUUGCUCUCAAUGCCACCUCGCUCCAGCUGGUUGUCUGCUUCGACCACUCGGGAUACAAUGUGCCUUCGCAAAUUGCUCUCAAGGGCAACAUCACAUUGGGAGUCGUACAAGUUCCUCCGGACCGCGAGCAAUUCUUCGUGUUUGCGUUAUCGCACUGGCAUUUCGGACUCUCGUCGUACAUAUUUGAUUAUGUUUAUAUUUAUGCUAUUAUGAUUUUGAUGGCUGGUCAAGCUGAAGGUCGAUCUUUUGGAGGUGUCAGUAGAUUAGUAUGUGAUGCCGGACAAUCGGCUUAUCUUCGUGUGAUUGGAGCGUGGAGGUGGGGUAUUCUGGACAACAUGGCCAAGUCGAUGAGAUAUUUAAAGUUCACCAUAGACAUUAUUACCAGCUGGACGAACCGGGGAGCGGCUCAACAAGGGGCGUGCCAUCAGGGUAGAAGUGGCAGGCGAGGGCACAGAGGAAGCACGCGACAACGGCCGUCUCUUAUGCCUCUAGUAACAGUGGGCGCCAAGCAUCUGAAGGCUUCAUGGCACCUCUACUCAUUACAGUAUUCCAAAGAAGAACAGAUCUUGUACCAGCGUCUUGAGGAGAACAAAAUCAACACCACAAUAACGCCAAAGUUCCUGCAUUUCUUUUCGCUGGCGAAGAAUGGACCCACUCCUCUUGGCGAAGUGGAACUCGUUGUGGACAUUCCGGUGAACUUCACAACCCGCGGGAGGUCAGAGACAUUCCUCAACAUCUAUAAUCCUAAGACAAACUUCCAGCACCAGGGGUUCCAGUGCAGUAUAGUGGGGGCCUCAUACGUACCCGACGAAGAAGCCGAAGGGGAUACAGUAGACAUCCCGACGAUCUUGGCAAACAGCAGUACCCAGCCUCCAAUAUAUGAAAGCCUGAAAGCUUCUAGCAUGCAGAGCAAAGCAUCUUCUCUGGAGCCAGCCAUUCUGAACUGUUCGAAUCCUCUGGUGAGUUGUGCUCGACUCUCGUGCCUCAUCAAGUCAUGGCCGGCCUCGACUGGCUUCGCCCAUCUCACCAUCAACUUGUCCCUGAACCUCACCGUCUUAGCUGGCCACAUCUCGGCGAAGGGAGGAGCCAUUGUGAAGAGUCACGCAAGGGCAAGAAUUCUCUCACUAAAUCCUGAGCUGAGUUUUGUUGGAGAAAAAGAGACUGAGUUCGUGCUGAUGACACAAAUACAGCCAGACAGUCUCCCUGGCAGAGGCGUUCCUUGGUGGGUCAUCCUGUUGGCUGUACUGGGAGGCCUCCUGCUCCUCUGUCUCCUCGCCUACGGGCUCUAUAAGGCUGGAUUCUUCAAGAGAAAAGAACAGGAUGAAAUGAAAGCCCACCGUGCACAGGUGGCUUCCAGCAACUAUGGAACUGUUAACGAUGGUAUGGUUGGGGACUAAAUGACCAGCUGAACGCCAAUACUACUCCAUCAGAUUGCCAGACGUUGAGAUAGAGGACCUAACUAACGCAAAGACCAUUCCUUAAGAAGAUCCCCAAGAUCGAUCGAAUGUAUUUUUUUUUAUAUAGAUCUUGGAAUGACUAGGAAGCUUAUAAAUGAUUCUUCCCGGAUAGGUCUCCUUGAGAAAACUUUCAUUUCCUGAUUCUACGAGAGACGACUGAAAAUAAGGGAAGGUGUGAUUAUCUGUGGUUGAAGUUCAAGUCGAACACAGAUCGCCUGAAAGGGUACAACAAAACCAUUCAAAUUAGAAAAAUAUAUAAACACACACACACACACAUACAGAUACUCGCACACACACACACACACACACAUCAUGUUUGGGUUGCUCAAAGUAUCUGAAAAUAUCAACUUUUUUUUCGUCACGAGAAGAAAUUAUGUUUAACAUGAGAUUCUUGUAAGUGGUGUGACUGACAAUGAUAUUCUGUUCUUUUGUAUGUGAACUGUUGUAUAGAAAAAUCCUCGUAGACUUCCUUAAGUUAUUUUAGUUGAGUUUCUUUUUUUAUACAUAGAUCUGGAAUCUUUGAAAUAAACAUUUUAGAAAAUAUA
Molecule: messenger RNA, 3683 nt
Organism: Penaeus vannamei (Pacific white shrimp)
Lineage: Eukaryota; Metazoa; Arthropoda; Malacostraca; Decapoda; Penaeidae
Source: RefSeq, a predicted model, not a curated record